AUGAUUGACCGGGAGACUCGUUCCAUGACUUCGCGGGCCAAGUUAUCGACCCCGAAACUGCCAUCAGAAUGUCGUCGGCGUAGCGGCACGCAGAGGUCAUGGCUGUUAUGGGAGUUGAGAUUUCUUCGUGUAGCGCGCAGUGUUUCCAAUGUCGGCUACGCGUGUGCGUCUGGUCGUGUUUCCUGUUCUUGUAAUAUCUUAUUGGUAUGUGUGUCUGUUCGGCGUCUGAGGUACGUCUGGAUUUUUCAGAUUGGAUUUUUUCUGAUAAUUGAUAGUAGAGCGAAGUCAAUUCUCGUCACGAGAAUCAGCGAGCAGUUGUCAAUCGGAGCAAGAUUUGUGGUUUGUUGUGGCUCUUUCGCGUCGCGCGCACGCCUCAGCGAUCUAAUCUUAAAAUGUCCCAGUUGCCACAGUCUACUUCGCUCACAAUUUUUUUUCCGCGGCCGCGUCGAAUCGGACCAAGUCACGGCUCGUCUCGUCAAGAUACAAGCAUCGCUGAGAGUUGUUAUCCUCCUUGCCCCUGGCCUACUUGUGAUGGCAGACGUGGAUUGGAACAUGACGUGUGAAUUCUUGUGCCGAAGUAAGGAAGUGGAAAGGUUCAAGGCUAUAGAAUUUUUUUCAAGAGAUAUGAAGGAUUCACAAAGCGGCAAUUAGAAUAUGGCGGAGUUAUUAUCUCGUGGAGCCUCUUUAGACGUAAGAUUCGGGUUGAUAGAUAUUUAUGAAGAGUAAAUAAGGGAUGACUUAUUGACAUCUGAUGCAACAAGGGAUGUUGUUCGUGAUCUGCGACACAGAAUCUGGUUAAAUCAUAGCAAUAGCGAAACUACAAAAUUGAUGUGGAGCAAAAAAAUAUCUUCGUUUUCUAACAAGGAUGAGUUUUGAUCUUCCUUAA
This is a messenger RNA of Marchantia polymorpha subsp. ruderalis, 886 nucleotides long. The record is from the annotation of a GenBank genome assembly. NCBI's taxonomy places the organism in Eukaryota, Viridiplantae, Streptophyta, Marchantiopsida, Marchantiales, Marchantiaceae.